Messenger RNA from Fomitopsis serialis, 267 nucleotides. RefSeq lists its product as uncharacterized. Lineage: Eukaryota; Fungi; Basidiomycota; Agaricomycetes; Polyporales; Fomitopsidaceae. The transcript has a single exon. The record is from RefSeq and is a predicted model, not a curated record. The annotation marks the transcript as partial.
AGAGCGAUUUGCGCCAUAUGCUUGGGCUGGCACGGAUCGGACGAGAUUGGAAAAUGUCGCUCCUCCACGAGGUGGGACGGCCAGCCAGCCAACUGUCGCCGCAACUCCUCUGGGCAAAUUGUCAACCCCGACGGCGAGACCAUAUGUCUCGAUUGGCAGCGACCCGGGAGAUGCUCGUCCUCCAACCCAAAGCACAUUCACCAGUGCUCGGGGUGCGGAGGCAGAAACCACGGAGCGCAUUCGUGCAAUCUGGCACAGAAGAACUAA